Molecule: messenger RNA, 551 nt
Organism: Cucurbita pepo subsp. pepo (vegetable marrow)
Lineage: Eukaryota; Viridiplantae; Streptophyta; Magnoliopsida; Cucurbitales; Cucurbitaceae
Gene: HS1
Product: heat stable protein 1
Biological process (GO): pollen tube adhesion
Source: RefSeq, a predicted model, not a curated record
AAUCCAUUGUUUUCUUUUCUCGGAAAGUGCCCUAACUGGUUUGAAGUGAUGGAGGAACCGAAAGGCAUUGUGAAGCACAUUUUGCUGGCGAAAUUCAAAGAUGGAAUCCCAGAGGAACAAAUCGACCAACUCAUCAAGGGAUAUGCCAAUCUCGUCAAUCUCAUUGAACCUAUGAAGGCUUUCCAGUGCGGCAAGGAUGUUAGCAUUGAAAAUCUACACCAAGGUUUCACUCACGUCUUUGAAUCCACAUUUGAGAGUACAGAAGGCAUAGCAGAAUACGUAUCUCAUCCAGCGCAUGUGGAAUUCGCAAAUUUGUUCCUUGCAUCCUUGGACAAAGUUGUCGUCAUCGACUACAAAGCGACCAUAAUUCAUAGCUAAUUUGGAGCCUAAAAUUAUGGCUGCUUUAUACUGUCUUGUGGCAUAAAUAAAUGUAAGCCCUUUUUCCACCAUAAUCUUAGAUGAUGGUUCUACUUGAAGGCUUUGUUAUUAUCAAUUUAUUUGUAUACACUGUUCUGUUGCUUGGUUAUCAAAGUGAUUGCUUGGGUUUCUAA